GACGCCAGCGGGGGGUAACGUUAGCGGCUAAAGUUACAUCGGGUAACGCGUGCUAGCUAAUGUUAGCAGCUAAGGCUACACAGAGUGCUCAAACGGCAGCUUUCGCUAGCAGCCAAAAGCUAAACUAAGCCAAGGCGGGGAAACGGACGAGCGGCUAGCCAUGUUCGGCUGCUUGGUGGCCGGCCGACUGGUGCAGACCGACGCUGUCCAGGUGGCCUCGGACAAAUUCGUCUUCAACCUGCCAGACUACAAGAGCGUAAACCACGUGGUGGUGUUCAUGCUGGGCACCGAGCCGUUCCCGGCUUGCAUGGGCGGCGCGGUAUACUUCUCCUUCCCGGACGCAGGAAGCGGCGAGCCGGUAUGGCAGCUGCUCGGCUUCAUCGCCAACGAUAAGCCCAGCGCCAUCUUCAAGAUCUCGGGCCUGACUCAGGGCCGGGGCGGGGUACACCCCUUUGGCGGAAUGGCCUCGGCCGCUCCCUCCGUGGCGCAGGUCGGCGUGUCGGUGGAGCCGCUGGAGCAGCUGGCGCAGCAGACGCCGGUGUCCGGGGCGGCGGUGUCCACCGCGGACGCGCUGCGGCUCUUCACGCAGAAGAUGCUGGAUAGUUUGUACAACUUCGCGUCGUCGUUCGCCGUGACGCAGGCGCAGAUGACGCCCAACCUCAGCGAGACCUUCGUGCCGUCCAGCUGCAUCCUUAAGUGGUACGACAACUUCCAGAGGCGCAUGAACCAGAACCCCAAUUUUUGGAAGAACUGAACUCACGGACCGUUUGCUUUCGUUCGUUUCCCCCGAAGGACAACUUGAAGGAAUCACGAGCGACAUAUCCUGUUUAUGUUGAUUAUUUAACUACAAAUGCGUCAACUUAGUAUCGUGUCAAAAGAAUAAGCUAUCUUAAUUAAGCUUGCAUUCAAUCCAUGUGAGAAAAGUCUGAGCUAUGAAAGCUUAAAUACUGUAUGUUGGGGGAGCCGAGCACACAGUGCAAGAGGCUCAUUUGCAAUUGCUUUGUUUCUUGGCAAAUCUUGCUUGGUUUAAGUAAAUCGCAAUCUUUUGAUGUCU
Messenger RNA from Syngnathus acus (greater pipefish), 1054 nucleotides. It is a transcript of the gene hikeshi, whose product is annotated as heat shock protein nuclear import factor hikeshi. The transcript has a single exon. The coding region runs from base 161 to 754 and encodes 197 amino acids. Gene Ontology annotation, biological process: protein import into nucleus. Gene Ontology annotation, molecular function: nuclear import signal receptor activity; Hsp70 protein binding. NCBI's taxonomy places the organism in Eukaryota, Metazoa, Chordata, Actinopteri, Syngnathiformes, Syngnathidae. Gene Ontology annotation, cellular component: cytosol; nucleus. The record is from RefSeq and is a predicted model, not a curated record.